AUGGACGAGAUGAACCCAAGGUUGUCAGAUCAACCAGCAUCCCAACCAUCUCAAUCGUCGACUAGACCAGGUAUACCCUCCGAUGCUCUGACCGACAUUCAAUUCAGCGAGAGAGGUUCGGCCAUCACAAAUGCAAGACAGGCAGUAGAUGUGGAUGGGCAGGUGAGAUGGCUUACUCGUGAUGGGCCUGGUGAAAUAGUCGAUGCUACCGAAGAUGAGCAGAACAUUAGUGCUGGCAACGGUGAGGCCCUACCGGUGCACGAUAAUGAGCGUUUGGUGCGAGACUUCGUCGAUAGCGUGUGCGACAGACAUGGCUUUCCGAAAGGUCAAUGGCGUCCGGAUUUCGAGGGUGGAACACCUCGAUUUGACCCUCAAAAGGAGUGGUUGGCAGCGCUUGUCAGGAAUUUUGUGCCGACCGACGAGCUUGCCAAUGUUGACCUUGCCAACCCUCGAGACGUUGCAGCGAUCUUGUCGGACGCCAUGAACAAGGCGCCUACCGAUCAUUCCUAUGCAUUUGGUAUGGACGGUCACAUUGACUAUGAUUGCUACAAUCAAGGUCCUGAGCUCGAUCCUCGAACACAGAGGACGUUCUCCAACUAUCUCGGCAUGCUCAACCAGGAUCGAAAUCUGGGACAGCCAACGGCUAGGCAACGUGGCCUUGAGCGUAUGUUUAAGCACCUGGCCAGCGAGGACGGCGAGUUCGCACGUGCCGCACGAAGAUCUUCAACAGCUUCUUCCGCGUCCUCCGACUCAAACAUAUCCAUUUCGCAUUUGGACGACAAGAGUGGCCUUCUGGAAUGUGACCAGGAGUGCUGGCUUAGGUCACUUGACACAACUCCGCUGAUCGAUGAGAUGCAGGCGCAUAAUGUGGAAGAUACUGACCUGCAACCGUUCCAAUAUAAGCCAUUGUCCCAAACCCAGUUUCGCUUGCUAGAACUGCAACCUAGCGACAAAAAGACUGAGCUUGUUCAAUGUUCUAUCAUGGCUGCGCCACUGCCUAAAGCUGAUGUACACGACAGUGUUGCUUCUCAAGGUAAAUAUGAAGCACUCUCAUACACAUGGGGCUCCCAGAACAACCUGCGAACCAUCUCACUCAACUCUCGUGCCUUCCAUGUGACUGUAAAUCUACACGAUGCUCUCCUUUCCCUACGAGAUAAGGCAGAGCCUCGAAUGUUAUGGAUCGACGCUGUUUGCAUCAACCAGACGGACGACGAGGAGAAGUCUCGACAAGUGCAGCAUAUGAAGACGAUUUACGAAGAAGCGUCUUCUGUAGUCGUCUGGCUCGGAGAUGAGGCCGAGUCCAGUGGUCUUGCUAUCUCAACGAUGCGUAUCCUUGACGACGAAAGGUCUCGAGAAUUGACUUUUAAACGAUCUCAUCCGACUGCAUGCAUGCUCAACCUGCAGAAAAUCUACUUCGCUCAGCUUGCCAUGUAUCGACGACCGUACUUUCGUCGGACUUGGGUCAGGCAAGAGGUGUCGUCCGCAAAGCAUAUCGUAGUGCACUGUGGUAAGGAUAUUUUCUCCUGGAAUCUGUUGCGACGAUCGGAAAAGCGUCUACCACGGACCGGUCGGAAGUUGGAUUAUGCCAAUAUCGAGAUAACAGCUGACCACCAUGUUGAGUCCUACUCUGUCAACUUCCUCGAAUCCUUCAAGUGGCUAGAAAAUGGAUGGUUGCCCGGCAAGGCUCUUCUGCAGACUUUUGGAGACAUCCGAAGUUUGUGGUACUAUCACUCUGGUGGAUUGCUCGAGCUGUUAAUGGCAGGCCGUGCCUACGAAGCGACUAAUCCUCGAGACAAGAUUUAUGCUGUCCUAGGAAUGGCUGAGGUACCUCUCAAGGCUGGUAAGCUCGACAAGCUGAUUAUUGGGAAUCAGAUUCAAGAAACUGCAGCCAACCCUGCGCAAGCUGAUGGCGAUCUAGCCAACACGAACGACGACGGAAAUCCUGACGAAGAAGCUGAUAUGUUAAUCGUUGACUACUCAGCAUCAGUAUCCGCUAUCUACCAAUAUCUAGCCAAGUACAUGAUCAACCGUGAUCGAAACCUUGAUAUACUGUGCAUAAUCAGUACUCACCGUAACAAAGACUCCGCAGACCUACCAACCUGGACGCCAGAUUGGCGAGUACCGACAAGCGAUAUAGGCAUGAAGGAAUGCUUCGACUACUUCACUGAGAAAUUCGGUGCAUCAGGUUCCACAGAAGCCGUGCCUCAACAUUACGAUCUGCCAGGCGUUCUGUUUGUCGAAGCAAUCUACUUCGAUGACGUAGGUGCACUGGGGGAAGCUACUACCAGUGCCAGACAUAUGUUCUCAUACCUCACGGAUGGUCAGAUUCUGGCUCAGAAGUUCGACGAGCAGACGCACUUGCGUCGCUGCGCGCAGACAGAGGCUGAGGGGUUGCCUUGCCUUGUGCCACGGGCUGCAAAGAUUGGUGAUGGGAUUUUCAUCCUGCUUGGUGCCAAAUUGCCCUUUGUGCUGCGAAAGUUAGAAAGUGGACACUCAAGGUUGAGUGAAUAUCCUGAGUCGGAGCGCAUGUUGUCCGGAUUCCCGCAUCAGUACGAAGUCGUUGGUCCUUGUUGUGUGCCUGCGUAUAUGUAUGGCAAUCUGAUCAAAGUUGCUAAGGAAAGUGGAUGUCAGCCUGCGAACAUCGUGCUUUUGUGA
Molecule: messenger RNA, 2655 nt
Organism: Lithohypha guttulata
Lineage: Eukaryota; Fungi; Ascomycota; Eurotiomycetes; Chaetothyriales; Trichomeriaceae
Exons: 2
Coding region: 1-2655 (884 amino acids)
Source: RefSeq, a predicted model, not a curated record